Molecule: messenger RNA, 2770 nt
Organism: Stomoxys calcitrans (stable fly)
Lineage: Eukaryota; Metazoa; Arthropoda; Insecta; Diptera; Muscidae
Product: peptide transporter family 1
Exons: 7
Coding region: 188-2500 (770 amino acids)
Biological process (GO): transmembrane transport; oligopeptide transport
Cellular component (GO): membrane
Molecular function (GO): dipeptide transmembrane transporter activity
Source: RefSeq, a predicted model, not a curated record
UUGAGUGCCGUUAACAGACGUGGACGCGUUUCUUUAGAACGUUGCAGCGCUUUAACGGCUUGUAAUUCAAAACAAAGAGUUGUAACUAUUCUUAAUCCUGUGAAAGUCCUCAAAGUGCAAACGAAUGUGGAUUACUUCUGCCCAGAGAUAAACAUUUAAAAAGGAUUAAAUUAUAAACGGCUACAAUAUGGCGGAUGAUAACGGAGGCAAGCCAGCAAAUGGCAAUGUUUCCGAGAAUGCGCCUGCCGAUGCAAUUGAAACUGACACCCCAGUUGCCACCAAAUCGAAUGAGAUUGAAGAUAAGCCAACUAGCGAAAAGGCAAGAGAUUUUGUGUCAGCCAUUACACCAAGCAAACUUAGUGAUGAACCAGUAAAUAAUGGAGAAGUUGAAGCAACAAAUGUUUCCGAGGCUGAAGGACAAGUAAAGAAAUUGCCCUAUCCCAAAUCGGUAUUCUUCAUCAUCAGUAAUGAAUUCUGUGAACGUUUCAACUACUAUGGCAUGAGAACAAUUUUGGUUUUAUAUCUAAGUCGUCAAUUGGAUUAUAGCGAUGAUACGGCCACUGUGAUCUUCCACAUCUUCACCAUGUUUGUAUAUUUCCUGUGUAUUUUGGGUGCCAUUAUUUCGGACAGUUGGCUGGGCAAAUUCAAGACAAUUCUAUAUCUCUCUUUGGUCUAUGUAUGCGGUUCUGUUUUGAUUACAUUGGGUGCUAUACCUCCGUUGAAUUUGCCGGCCACAACGUUUACCAUGUUAGGUCUGUCACUGAUAGCAUUGGGUUCAGGUGGUAUAAAACCUUGUGUUUCGGCCUUUGGUGGUGAUCAAUUCAAGAUGCCGGAACAAAUCAAGCAAAUGACCACGUUCUUUUCGCUGUUCUAUUUCUCCAUCAAUGCGGGUUCAUUGAUUUCGACAACAGUAACACCGAUCUUGCGUGAAGAUGUGGCUUGUUUUGGUGAAAAGGAAUGUUAUUCUCUGGCCUUUGGUGUGCCAGCUGUAUUGAUGGCAGUUUCGAUUGUGAUUUUCGUUUUGGGUCGUCCUUUGUACAAGAGCAAACCUCCAGCAGGCAAUAUGGUGGUGUUGGUCAGCAAAACAAUUGGUAAUGCCAUUUCCACCAAAUGGAAGGAGAAGAAAACCAAUCCCCGUGAACAUUGGUUGGACUAUGCCGAUAAGAAAUAUGACCGUCAAUUGAUUGAGGAUGUCAAAGUGUUGAUGCGUGUUUUGGUCUUGUAUCUGCCACUGCCUAUUUUCUGGGCUUUGUUCGAUCAGCAAGGUUCUCGCUGGACUUUCCAAGCCACACGUAUGGAUGGUGACAUGGGCUCAUGGGACAUUAAACCCGAUCAAUUGCAAGUGUUGAAUCCCUUGUUGAUUUUGGUCUUCAUUCCUUUGUAUGAUGUGGCCUUCUAUCCUGCCUUGAGUUUGAUUGGCAUUCGUCGUCCUUUACAAAAGUUGACUAUGGGUGGUAUUUUGGCUGGUGUGGCGUUUAUCAUUUCUGGUGUUGUAGAAUUAGAAUUGGAGAAAACCUAUCCCACCCUUCCCUCAGACCAUAUCUCACAAUUGCGUAUUUUCAAUGGUGAAGAUUGUGCAUAUACCAUGAUGACGAAUAUACCAAGUGUAGCUGAAAUUAACAUCGAUCGCCAUGGAUACUAUGUGAACAAAAAUAUACCGGUGCCUGGAAGUAAUUUUAAUUUAGAAUACUCGUUUUCCUUAACGGAAGGUCAAAAUUGUCCGGAAUUUGAUGCCGGUGUCUAUCAAAUAAACUCUAAAGAAGCCCAUACCCUGUUUAUGAACUCAAGAAAUGGCAGCACUCCCUUAAUUUGGUACGAGGAUUAUGUGAACAAGCCUUCGCGUGGUAGUCCUUUGGCUAGAACUUUAAGUAAUGUGGAGCCAGGACGUAACAUUGAAUGGAAAUUAACGAAAAAAGGAACCAUAGAAUACGAGGAAACGGCCUAUGUACAAAAUUUGACGGAAUUAUCCACAGGAGACUACAUAAUUACUGUUGAUGGCGUAGAGGCGUAUCAGACCACAUUGCAAACUGGUGGCGUUUACACCCUCAUGAUCGAAGAAGUCGGUAACGGCCAAUACUGGGCAAACAUUUUCAUAGUCACCGAGCCAAAUUCAAUGAACAUUUUGUGGCUGAUUCCACAGUAUGUGGUAAUGACGCUGGGCGAGGUAAUGUUUUCAGUUACCGGUUUGGAGUUCUCCUACUCACAGGCCCCUGUUGCCAUGAAAUCGGUAUUGCAGGCCUGUUGGCUGCUCACUGUGGCCGUGGGCAAUGUGAUUGUCGUCAUCAUUGCCGAGUUGGCCCUCUUCGAUUCGCAGGCCAGUGAAUUCUUCCUGUUCGCCGGUCUUAUGUUCGUCGAUAUGAUACUCUUCAUGUUCAUGGCCUAUCGUUACGUACCCAACGACCCCAAUAAAGUAGCAGAAGCUGAACCCCUGACUGGAAACGAAAAAGAACCCUUGAAGUUGGAAGGUAUUGACAACAAGGCCGUAGACACCAAAGAGUAGAGAUUAUAAGUCAUUUUAGUAACUAGAGAUUAAGUAUGAUAUAUGUGUAAGCUCCAAUUUUACCGGGAGUGCAGAUAAUGAAAAUAUUCGACAAUUAUAAGAAUUUUCUUUCUUUUUUGUAUGAUUAAUAAAAAAGUAAACUAUUUAACACAACUAAGGGCAAUAUAACAUGACAUAAACAUAAGUUUACCGCAAGUGUAUUGAAAUUUUUAAAACAAACAUCCCGCAAAUAUAUUGAAUGUUUACAAAAGUAGUCGAGGUAAAUCAAAA